GUGUAUGUGUGCUGCUAGUUGUGUACGUUUUCUGUGCACGUGAAUGUGCAAAUGUGAAUAUGUUGCACAACGGUGCAUCCUGCGUAAGGGAGUAUGUACUAUGGUCACACAAUGUUGCUCCGUGCCAGCGGGUCGUCAGGCUGAUAGAGGGAAACGAUUGGCAUGUGUGCAGUUUGUAAAGGUGGCCGGUUAAAGCGAAACCCAUUUUGAUGUACGUAUGAUCGACCGAUGUGCACGAUUGUGUAGCGAUUUGUGAUAAUAAUUCGAAUCGUGCACUUUGUGAGUUAAAGUGUGUGUGUGGGAAGAAAGAAAGAAAUAAAGAUUGGAGAAAAAAGAAAAGCUUAACGAAAAAAAUAUUACAUUGAAGUGAAACGGCAAUUAUCAUCAUGGUAUGUGCGAACAGGAUGUGGAAUAUCAGAAUAACGUUAUUGUUGGGUUUCUUCAUUUUGUGGAUAAGUUGCGAACUGACAGCCGCUUUCGAUUCGCAUCUCCGGGGACCUUCGUUCGUGAUGGAGCCACCGUCUCGGCUCGAGUUUUCCAACUCGUCCGGCGGUUGGCUGGACUGUUCUGCCUCCGGAAGUCCUCAACCCUCGAUCGACUGGCUGUCGGUGGAUGGGACGUCCGUCGGUGAUGUCGGUGGCGUACGGCGGGUGCUGCGCAACGGGACACUGGUGCUGUUGCCGUUCCCUGCCGCUGCCUACCGGCAAGACAUCCACAGUACAAUCUAUCGAUGCGUAGCGUCAAACACCGUCGGACGGGUCAUCUCGCGGGAUGUACAGGUCCGGGCAGUCGUUGCUCAAGCGUACAAAGUUGACGUUGAAGUGUUGGCAGCUUCCCGCGGUUGUACCGCGAUCCUGCGUUGUGUAGUGCCUAAUUUUGUUAAGGAGUUAGUAAGGGUCGUUUCCUGGGUACAGGAACCGGCAUUCUACAUUUAUCCAUCCCUGCAAGGAGAUGGCAAGUACCACCUGCUACCGACGGGGGAGCUGCUGAUACACAAUUUAGAGUAUAACGAUCGCUACCCAUCCUACCGGUGUCGGACGAUGCACAAACUUACGCGGCAGGUCGUCACAAGCAAUUCGGCCAAGAUACGCAUGAAUGAACAACGAGGAAUAGUUUCGCCAAGUGUCGUCGAGCAUACGUCGCAUGUUGCCGUUUCGCAGGACGAAGGUGCAGUGUUGCUGUGUGUCGCCCAAGGUUGUCCAUCGCCCGAAUACCGAUGGUACACGCACAACGGGCCCGAACCAAUUCCCGUCUCGUCCGGUCCACGGAUACGACUGCUCGGUCCAGUCCUGGCGAUCGAAGCCGUCACCGCCGAGGACGGUGGUGUGUAUAAAUGUUCCGCAUCGAAUGCGGGUGGUGAAGCCAGUGCCGAUCUGCGGCUUACCGUCUCGACACCGAUCCACGUGGAAAUUACACCGAACGUGCUCAGUGUGCAUAUGGGUGGGACGGCCGAAUUUCGCUGUCUCGUCACUGCCAACGGAAUGUCGGCCGGUCCGCAACAUAUCACCUGGUUCAAAGAUGGCCGCCAACUGCCCAGCUCCGGACGGGUCGGUGAUACGCUACAGGUGACCGGUGUAACGCGCGAAGACAAGGGCAUGUAUCAGUGUGUGGUACGUCGACAGGAAGGUGAUUCUUUUCAAGCUUCCGCCGAACUGCAGCUAGGAGACGCACCACCUUCACUGGUGUACAGCUUUAUCGAACAAACGCUUCAGCCCGGACCGGCCGUUUCGCUCAAAUGUUCGGCCCAGGGAAACCCAACGCCACAAAUCUCCUGGACGCUGGAUGGAUUUCCGCUACCGACAAACGGCAGGUUCAUGAUCGGUCAGUACGUAACCGUGCACGGGGAUGUCAUCAGUCACGUCAACAUUAGCCACGUGAUGGUAGAGGACGGUGGCGAGUAUUCAUGUGCCGCGGAAAACCGUGCCGGUAAAACGUCACACUCCGCCCGGCUUAACAUCUAUGGAUUACCGUACAUUCGCCUCAUACCGAAGGUGACGGCCGUAGCCGGUCAUACACUGUAUCUGAAGUGUCCCGUAGCAGGCUAUCCGAUUGAAGAAAUUCACUGGGAACGGGGUGGCCGUGAGCUGCCGGAAGAUAUGCGCCAAAAGGUACAGUCGGACGGUACGCUCGAGAUUAAGGAGGUGCAGAAAUCGCUCGACUCCGGUGUCUACACCUGCUGGGCACGGAACAAACAGGGUCACAGUGCGAGACGUAGCGGCGAAGUAGCGGUCAUAGUUCCGCCCAAGUUGAACCCGUUCCAUUCGUCCAUCCUUUCGCUGAACGUUGGCGAUCGGGCAUCGAUUACCUGUUCCGUCAUCAAGGGCGAUAUACCGCUGACCAUCACCUGGCGCAAGGAUGGCCGACCGAUCGAUCCUACCCAGCGCAUGUCCGUGACGCAGGUCGACCAGUACAACUCGAUCCUGCUGAUCGAGAAUCUGUCCGCCGAUCAUACCGGCAACUAUUCGUGCGUGGUUCGCAACACGGCCGCCGAAACUGAAGGCCAUCAGUCGCUGUUGGUUAAUGUUCCACCCCGUUGGGUAGUCGAGCCGACGGACGUGAGUGUCGAACGGAACCGCCACAUUAUGCUUCACUGCCAGGCACAGGGAGUCCCCGUACCGACCAUUCUUUGGAAGAAAGCAACAGGAAGCAAAUCCGGUGACUACGAGGAGGUACGAGAGCGACCGUAUACGAAGCUACUUGCCAACGGGUCGCUAUUGCUUCAGCACGUAAAGGAAGACCGGGAAGGGUUUUACCUCUGUCAGGCAAACAACGGCAUUGGUACCGGCAUCGGGAAAGUUAUUCAGCUGAAGGUUAACUCUUCUCCUUACUUUGCCGGACAAUCGAAGAUGGUCACCGUGAAGAAGGGUGACACUGCGAUCAUGCAGUGCGAGGUGAAGGGUGACAAACCGAUCAACGUUGUUUGGUUGCGCAAUGGGAAGCACGAGCUAAACCCUUCCACGAACUAUCGCGUCUCGAUUAAGCAGGACGCCACACCGGAAGGCAUAUCUGCCGAGGUGCAAAUAUCAAACGUGGACAGCAGUGAUAGUGGGGCAUACUUCUGUCAGGCUAGCAAUCUGUACGGUCGCGAUCAGCAGCUGGUACAGCUACAGGUGCAAGAACCUCCCCAACCACCAUCAUCGCUUGAGGCGGCCACCGUAUCGAGCAGGGUAGUGAACCUCAAAUGGCAACCGCGCGGUGGUGACGCAGCCGAAGUUUCCAAAUACAUCGUGGAGUAUCGCGAAAUCGAUCGACAGUGGCAGUACAUCGAGAUAUCGGAUCCGCCCGCCUAUUCAACCAUCAUCGAGAACCUCAAACCAGCGACCAACUAUGUGUUCAGAAUAAUCGCCGAAGGGCCAGCUGGUCGCAGCUCACCGAGUCAGGAACUGUUCAUCAAAACUGAUCCGCAGCGGCCAGCUGGACCGCCACUCAAUCUCGGCGCAAGACCAAUUUCCUCCACCGAAAUACUCAUCAGCUGGAUGCCACCGUCGUACGAGCUGCGGCACGGUGAAAUACAGGGCUACAACAUCGGUUACCGUUCGAUGCAUGCGACCACCAACAGCUACAACUUUACCUCCAUUUCGGGUGAUGGGGAAGAUGGUACGGGUGAGCUGCUGCUGGGCAAUCUAGCCAAGUACACGCGCUACACCAUCGUGGCGCAAGCAUUCAAUCAGGUGGGACCGGGCCCACUGUCCGAACCAGUCACCGCCCAAACGAUGGAAGAUGUGCCGAGCAAACCGCCCGAAGAUAUUCGCUGUAUGGCACAGAGUUCGACCUCGAUUCAGGUGUCGUGGCAACCGCCGCAAGCACACCACACGAACGGACUGUUACAGGGUUACAAGGUGUUCUACGAGUGUGCGACCGAAGAUGCGAUCACUAGCGGCGAGAUGGAGACGCGCAAGACCACUUCGUUGACGAUACAUCUGUCGAACUUGAGGAAGUUCUCCAACUAUAGCAUCCAGGUGCUGGCGUACACUCGCAUGGGUGACGGUGUCAUCUCUCCACCGUCCUUCUGUCACACCGACGAAGAUGCACCCGAGGCACCGGCAGAUAUUAAGAUCGCGAUCAGCUCGCCAUCAUCGCUGUACGUGUCGUGGCUUCCGCCACGCGAUCCGAACGGUAUCAUUACCAAGUACAACCUCUACAUGCGAGCGGUCAAUGGAAGAGAAGAGUUGAACAACGACAAACGGAACCUGCAAGCACAUCAACACCAUUUCGAAGCGAAACAACUGCAAAGCCACACCGAGUACCAAUUCUGGGUGUCUGCAUCGACGCGCGUGGGUGAAGGCAAGAGUUCACGCGUCGUGUCACAGCUGACGUCAAACCGUGUCCCGGCGAAGAUCGUUUCAUUCGGCGGACUUACCAUCCGACCCUGGAAGUCGUCCGCAUCGCUGAACUGUAUGGCUGUCGGGCAGCCAAGGCGCGAAUGGUUCAAGGGUGAUACUUUGCUACGUCCCGGCACUCAGCACAACAUACAGCUGCUCGAUUCUGGGGAAAUUAUCGUGACAAUGUUGCAGACGAGCGAUACCGGUAACUAUACCUGCCAGGUGGACAAUGGAAUCGGUACGGAUCGGCUCACGCACAAUCUGCUGGUACAAGUUCCUCCCGGACCUCCGGUACUGUACGUAACGAGUGCGACCUCUAGCAGUAUCCUGCUGCACUGGAAGAUCGGCACGACUGGUAAUGCACCGAUCACUGCAUUUUCCCUCCACUAUCGGCGAGUGCACGGGAAUUUGGAGGAGAUGCAACUAUCCCGCCAUGCCUCCAGUCACGAUCUGAAGGGACUGUUCUGUGGCAGCACGUAUCAGGUGUACUUGGUAGCGCACAACAAGAUCGGUUCAUCCUCUGCCAGCACGACGUUGAACGUGAAAACUCAAGGCCAACCGCCGGGCAUUCCACCCGACUCGGUACUGAUAGCACCGAACUCAACCUCCGUAGUGUUACGGCUCAACGGAUGGCCCGACAAUGGUUGUCCCAUUAUGUACUUUGUGCUGCAGUAUCGUUCCGUUUCGACCGGGCUGGAUGACGAGUGGCAUCUGGUAUCGAAUGCGCUUAAACCUCAGCGACGGUUCACACUGUCCGGACUGCUGCCGUCGACCAUGUACCGGCUAAAGAUGGAGGCACAUAACGUAGCCGGUUCGACCAAUGCCGAGUAUACGUUCUGGACGCUCACCAAAGACGGAGACCCACCACCACCAGAACUAGUACAAAGAGGACAUCGUUCUCAAAUUUUUUAUAACAAUAUUCAACUCCUGAUACCGAUCAUCAUCACCAUCACCGCCACCAUCAUUUGCAUUGCGUUUACGGUAGUUUGUUACAAAUAUCGUCAAAGAGGUCGGCAACGAAAAGACACGAUGGAAAGUCAACAAACGACCGAUGCACAACGGGAUCGCUACUAUGCUACAAUCCAUAAGGUAGCACUGCAAGCUGGUGACAAAAUACCAGAAACAUCCGAGGACAUCUCGCCGUACGCCACGUUCCAGCUUUCCGAAGCUAGCACACUGGCCCAACCACAUCACAGCGGGCCGGCCAACACACUGCUCCAUUCCUUCAUGUACCACGAACGCGCCAUGACCGAGGGUUGUGCCUCGCCACCACCAGCAGCGGUACUGAGACUUCACAAUCAAUCACCAUACUACAAUAUUAAUUCGUCCAAGGGCCGCCGGAGACACUCGCGCAAAACGGAACCCGAAAGCGAAGAGUCCGAUUCGGACCCAGAUCAGUUAACCUCCAGCAGAACCGAAUCGUCCAACCAGCUGGACGCGAAGAUGAAGCACAGUAAGGAACUGGACGUGGCGGCGGGCGGCCCAGGCGACCACGGCUAUAACCCGAACCACUAUAUGCGUUCUAUUCCAGGUCUCAUAUAUCACGGCACGCAAUCGAGCACAUCGUCCGAUUUGUCGCCGAUGUCCGAACAAAAGUCGUUACCUCGGCGUGGCCGUUCAAGUCAAAGUCAAACGCACCACAUCUACAUGCCCCGGGGUACGAUGCGAUCGUUGCUGACGCCGCUCCAUCUGCCGGACGGUAGUGAACCGGGCGGUGGACCCCUGUUCCAUCAGGUCCCGAUCGAGGGUGGUACACCGGAUCGGAUCGAACUGUCCGAGGCAGAGUGUGACAUUGAUACGAUCAAGAAGCUGAAGCUGGGCAUGCGCUCGUCGCUCUGGUCGAGACCGAACCAGAGCAACAGCACUACCGGUGCAUCGAACGUUAACAGCAGCAACAACAACAACAACAAUGGCAGCGGCAACAACAACGUUGGUAGCAACAACAAUAACAACAACGGAAACAGUGGCAUCGUGGGCAGCAUCAUGGGUGGAACCGGUGGAGGUAAUGCGACGGGUCAUCCUUCCGAUUACUCGAUCGCAGUAUAAGCACACAGCUCGAUGCGCAAAUCAAAAAUGGCAACCAUUUUGUGAAACUCUUUUCCGUUUACUAAGUGUGUAAGUAGCGACGGAUUGUUGUAGCAGGAACCAGGAAUAGUAGAAGAAAAGGAAUACUAAUGAGGACGUCAUCAUCAACGUCUCACCUUCGGUACGGGGUGUUUUUGCAAACAGUGACCGUAUUUCCACACUAUCCGGUUGCUACCACCGAUAUACAGCGUGCUGGGUGGAGCACAGCCAAUCAAAACUAGAUAAUGUUUUAUAUACACUUAAACGAACAAUUUGCACCUAUACACUAGCAAAAACAACUCAACACAGGGGAAAACAAGAGAACUGGUUGAUGAAGAUCGUGCAGCAAGAUAAUCGGGGAUCGUAAGAAAAAAGAACAGAAGCCAAAAGCAUCCAUUUCUUAGGCUAGCUAGCAGUAAACUAAAUCACACCUAGAAUCGCCCAUUGGAGUACAGCAGUUCCAGGUUAGAUUACUAGUGCGCUCGGUCCAUAUGUCAAUGGCAGUUGAGGCGAGCGAAAGGUUGCGUUUGUCACCUGCAACACCUUCCAUUAUGCUCGCCAGUCUGUUUACAAAACCUGAUAACAUGCGCGUGCCAACAAGUUAACUUCCUUCGCUCUUAUUGGUUGCCUUCAUACCUACACUAUAAGUCCCAGAAGCUUUAACUACGUUACUGACGUUUAGAGACAGAAUGAUUACUCUACAUGCUAUCACAAUUUAAUUGGCCUUUAACUUUCGCGGGACUUGCCGAUCGAAACAAGCGCCCCAUAUCUCUCGGAUACGUUAUGCAUUCUUAUUUAGGUUGGGGAGAAAAGAGGAACUUCAUUAUUUUUGGCGUGAAAUAAAAGAGUUUAUUGAAGAUGUUUCUGGGUCAAAUAUGAACCGUACUGUAGCAUAAUUUGUUAUCAUUUUCAUAAUGCCUUUUUAAAGUUUUUCGAUAUUCUCUUAUGUUGAUCGAAUUUCUGAUCACUAAAGAAGUUUUGUAAUGCUUGAAAAUAGUGAUAAAAUGGUGUAGUUGUUGAUAGUAGAGAUCUUAAUUUCGUGUCCAUACGGAAGCAACUCAUAAUAAAUGAUUUCCUUCCACUCCCACCAACUACACUAGUGUUAGUGUACUGUUUUGGUCACCAUUUGAGCUGCUUCACCGCAUCACCAUUGAUCACGAUGGACACUGGUCGAUCUUUAAUCGACAACUUCAAUUAUUCAGGUUACUUGAAUAGAUUUUGUCCCCAACCUAGUACUUUCUUCGGCUA
Molecule: messenger RNA, 7634 nt
Organism: Anopheles funestus (African malaria mosquito)
Lineage: Eukaryota; Metazoa; Arthropoda; Insecta; Diptera; Culicidae
Gene: Dscam2
Product: Down syndrome cell adhesion molecule-like protein Dscam2
Exons: 18
Coding region: 387-6368 (1993 amino acids)
Biological process (GO): proteolysis; cell-cell adhesion; axon guidance
Cellular component (GO): plasma membrane; axon
Molecular function (GO): cysteine-type endopeptidase activity; protein binding
Source: RefSeq, a predicted model, not a curated record